Macrosiphum euphorbiae (potato aphid) is the source of this 414-nucleotide messenger RNA. Lineage: Eukaryota; Metazoa; Arthropoda; Insecta; Hemiptera; Aphididae. The record is from the annotation of a GenBank genome assembly.
AUGUUUAAAUGCAAUCAAUGUUCAUCGGUUUUCACAGCGAAACAUAAUUUGAAAAUCCAUCAAAAGAAACAUGUAGGUCUGCGGUUCUCGUGUACCUUUUGUCCAUCGACAUUCUCUUAUAAGACCGGUCUCAACAAACAUAAAAAGAACUUUCAUGGUGUAGUUAACGUAUCCGCUCAUCAACCCGCUCAACCGAUUGCUACACCGAUUGUUAGAGAGAGCGUUAUAAAGUACGCGCCACCAGCUAUUCCACCUCAGGGGAGUAUCCAGAUUGCACCUCAAAUUUUUGUUCCCGAUACACCAGCUAGUGGUUCGAAUACAUCGACUGACAUUUCUCUAUCUGAUGAUGAUAUUUGUAUGACAGCUAUGGACGAAUAUGAAAAUGAAGAAGUUCAAGACGCUAAUACAGGUUAG